AUGAUGGCGUAUCUGAACCCAGGACCUCAUUACCCAGCCUUGACCCUGGGAGGCCCCAGUGUGGAGCUGAUGCACCCGGCCAUGUCAUAUUCAAGUGCCCCGAGGAAGCAGCGGCGUGAGCGGACCACAUUCACGCGGAGCCAGUUGGAGGAGCUGGAGGCCUUGUUCGCCAAGACGCAGUACCCCGACGUGUAUGCCCGAGAGGAGGCAGCCCUGAAGAUCAACCUGCCAGAAUCCAGGGUGCAGGUCUGGUUCAAGAACCGCAGGGCCAAGUGCCGACAACAGAGACAGCAGCAGAAGCAGCAGCAGACCCCAGGGACACCAGCCAAGGCUCGCCCUGCCAAGAGGAAGGCGGGUGGCUCCCCCAGGCCCCCCGUGAACAUCUGUGUCGACCCCUUGGGCAUCUCGGAUUCCUACAGCCCCCCAUUGCCUGUUCCCCAGGUCUCACCCAGUGCAGCCGUGGCCACGGUGUCUAUCUGGAGUCCAGCCUCUGAGUCCCCUUUGCCGGAAACCCAGAGGGCCGGGCUAAUGGCUCCGGGGCCUUCUCUUACCCCCACACCCUACACCAUGACCUACGCCCCAGCCUCUGCCUUUUGUUCUUCUCCUUCAGCCUAUGGGUCUCCGAGCUCCUAUUUCAGUGGGCUGGAUCCUUACCUUUCUCCCAUGGUGCCCCAGCUGGGAGGCCCAGCUCUCAGCCCACUUUCUGGCCCGUCUGUGGGACCAUCCCUGGCUCAGUCACCCACAUCCCUGUCGGGCCAGAGCUACGGCUCAUACAGCCCCAUGGACAGCCUGGAAUUCAAGGACCCCACAGGCGCCUGGAAAUUCACCUACAACCCCAUGGAUCCUCUGGAUUACAAGGAUCAGAGUGCCUGGAAGUUCCAGAUCUUGUAG
Messenger RNA from Suncus etruscus (white-toothed pygmy shrew), 891 nucleotides. It is a transcript of the gene CRX, whose product is annotated as cone-rod homeobox. NCBI's taxonomy places the organism in Eukaryota, Metazoa, Chordata, Mammalia, Eulipotyphla, Soricidae. The transcript is spliced from 3 exons. Gene Ontology annotation, molecular function: DNA-binding transcription factor activity, RNA polymerase II-specific; RNA polymerase II cis-regulatory region sequence-specific DNA binding. Gene Ontology annotation, biological process: multicellular organism development; regulation of transcription by RNA polymerase II. The record is from RefSeq and is a predicted model, not a curated record. Bases 1 to 891 code for a protein of 296 amino acids. Gene Ontology annotation, cellular component: nucleus.